AGUUUGUCUGGUAAAUAAUAAAUUUGGAAGCGGUUAAAAAUAUGGCCAGCCGAGUCAUCCCUAGUCACGCGGGAAAACUCGCUUGUGGCGGCGCGUGUCGCAGUAAACUUAGCUAUUUAGUAGUUUAGUAAUAAUCAAUCGGCCGCGACUCAGAGCUUCUUCUGGGUCUUCGCAUCAAGUAAACUUGUCGUCGCCACGAGGCUUUCUUCUUCGUCUUCGAGAAUCUCUUAAGGACAAGAGUGCUGUGCUGAAACGGGUGUUUAUAUAACAAGCUUGUACUGGGUGGGCCUUGACGAGUUUACUUUACUGAACUUUGGAGUCCUGAAAAACCAAGUGAUCUUUCUUGUGAAUCAAAGCCGCACACAAGAAGGAUGAGCUUUGCGUGCCUUGUGUGUCACAGUGUAGAGAGCCCGUCCCACUCGUUUAGAAGCUACUCUGUAUCUAGCUCAGACAACGAAGGAAGAUGCUCCGUGAUUGCUAGCUGCCUCACUAGAAAAUCACUCAUUCAAGCUGCAAGAUCCAACACUUUCCCUGCAUCUUCCUCAAAGGUAACACCACAGCCAAAUUUCCAGGCAGGUGAUCUGAUGAUAACACAAGGAGCUUCGCCACGGUUAGUGCGAAGCCGUGCAGGGAGAAGAGACUGGAACUUCAACGAAAUCGAGGCAGGGCCUUAAAACCAAAUCUGACUCUCUUCUCUUAUAGACUAGUGUUAGUUUGUUCAUCCUUCGGGAGAUCUUAGCCGUCUAUCUUCUGAGUUCUGCUCAAACGAUCUUACAUUCAUCACUUGUCAAAUUUUGUACUCUUCUCACUACUUCUUUAUAGCCCAAUAAAUCUAUAAUAUUAUCUUUAAUGUU
Brassica oleracea var. oleracea is the source of this 854-nucleotide messenger RNA. RefSeq lists its product as uncharacterized. The transcript has 3 exons. The record is from RefSeq and is a predicted model, not a curated record. The coding region runs from base 372 to 674 and encodes 100 amino acids. NCBI's taxonomy places the organism in Eukaryota, Viridiplantae, Streptophyta, Magnoliopsida, Brassicales, Brassicaceae.